Messenger RNA from Harpia harpyja (harpy eagle), 3984 nucleotides. RefSeq names its product gamma-aminobutyric acid type A receptor subunit rho3 (gene GABRR3). Gene Ontology annotation, biological process: regulation of membrane potential; chemical synaptic transmission; signal transduction. NCBI's taxonomy places the organism in Eukaryota, Metazoa, Chordata, Aves, Accipitriformes, Accipitridae. The coding region runs from base 371 to 1780 and encodes 469 amino acids. The record is from RefSeq and is a predicted model, not a curated record. The transcript has 9 exons. Gene Ontology annotation, molecular function: neurotransmitter receptor activity; extracellular ligand-gated monoatomic ion channel activity; GABA-A receptor activity. Gene Ontology annotation, cellular component: GABA-A receptor complex; synapse; neuron projection.
UUGAAGAGGUUACUGAGCGGAUGAUGGAGAAUUCAAAUAUGUGCCUAUGCUGAAAGAAUGGAAGCAAUGGAUCAGACUGCAGCCUGGCCAAAUGAAUUGCUGUAUCUACUACAUUUCUAAAAGCAAGGUGCUUCUGGUUUGACAGCAGAUGCCGCAGGGAUGUAGAGCUGAAGGAAUUUUUAUGAUUUGCCAAAAUAUGAGGGGAACUCAGCGAGGACAUCAGAACUGGGAUGCCCCUGUCUUCUGUCUUCAGUGAUGCCUUGCUUCACGUGCAUCCUUUGUAUGCUAUGCUGUUUCUAAACAGUAAAAACACUAAGAGUAAGUCAGCAAGGUGGAUUGGCUGAUCAGGUGCAUUUCUCUUUUGGAAGAGAUGGUCCUGGUCAUAAAACUUCUGUUCCUCAUCUGUCUGUGGCCAACAGCAGUGCUACACAGUUCUCAAAGUCAGCAUCACCACCUUCAUCAUCAGCAACAAUUCUCAUUCUUAAGAAAGCAUAACAGCAAACGAGAAAUUAAAAUGAGGAAACUUGACAGCACGAAAGUACGGCCACUUAAAUCUGAGCAGCUUCUUCGCAUAGAGGACCAUGACUUUGCACUGAGACCUGGAUUUGGAGGGUCGCCAAUACCUGUGGGCAUUGAUGUGCAGGUAGAAAGCAUUGACAGCAUAUCUGAAGUUGACAUGGACUUCACAAUGACUUUAUAUCUCAGACAUUACUGGAAGGAUGAGAGACUUUCAUUUCGUAGUAACAAAAACAAAAGUAUGACUUUUGAUGGAAGACUGAUAAAAAAGAUCUGGGUACCUGAUGUAUUUUUUGUACACUCCAAAAGAUCUUUCAUCCAUGAUACAACUGUGCAAAACAUCAUGCUUCGAGUAUACCCUGAUGGCAAUGUACUCUUCAGUCUACGAAUAACAGUUUCUGCUAUGUGUUUCAUGGAUUUCAGUAGGUUUCCUCUGGACACACAGAACUGUUCUUUAGAACUGGAAAGCUAUGCAUACAAUGAAGAUGAUCUGAUGUUAUACUGGAAACAUGGAAACAAGUCCCUGAGCACAGAUGAGCACAUCUCCCUCUCCCAGUUUUUCAUCGAAGAAUUCAGUGCUUCCAGCGGAUUAGCUUUUUACAGCAGUACCGGUUGGUACAAUCGACUUUUUAUAAACUUUGCACUCCGGAGACAUAUUUUCUUUUUUGUGCUACAAUCCUAUUUCCCAGCCAUGCUGAUGGUGAUGCUGUCUUGGGUUUCGUUUUGGAUUGACAGAAGAGCUGUUCCUGCCAGGGUAUCACUAGGUAUAACUACAGUGUUGACAAUGUCAACCAUCAUGACAGGAGUAAGUGCCUCAAUGCCCCAAGUGUCUUACAUAAAGGCUGUGGAUGUGUAUUUAUGGAUCAGCUUCCUUUUUGUCUUCCUGUCUGUCAUUGAAUAUGCAGCAGUGAACUAUCUCACCACAAUUGAAGAGAGAAAGCAACUCAAAAAAAGGGGCAAGGCUUCAGGAAUGUAUAGUAUUGAUGCAGUGCAAGCAAUGGCUUUCGAUGGCUGCUUUCAUGACACGGAUGUGGACAUGGACCUGACUGCUUUCUCAGACCGCUGUGAAGAGAAUGAGACUCGGGCACGUGCAGCGAGCAUCUCCAAUGUGGACACAACUCGCAUAAAGAGGAAGAGAUCUCUGAAGGGAAACGUGGGCAGGAUUAUUUUACAGAACAAUCAUGUUAUUGACACAUAUUCCAGGAUUAUAUUUCCCAGUGUGUAUAUUGUGUUCAACUUUUUUUACUGGGGUUUGUACAUAUGAACAAAAACCAUUAUAAGCCAGACAUUAUUUUGCAUAUGAGGGUAGCAUCGUGCUUUAAAAAUAAGGCAACAGCAGUAGAGGAAAGGGUUAAAAGUUUCCAAAACUGACUUCUGCAUCAUACCAAGGCUGGUUUGGUUACUUUUUCAAUUGGACUGUGCAAUGCUUCAUUGGGGCAAGUUAAUGCACAUGCUACUACCACAGUAGCAUAGAAGCAGUUUGCUCACCAGGGGAGCUGUUUGUCACACACCUGAACAGACAGCAGCUCCCACCUGAGGUAUAAUCCAGUCUCUAUCUACACUCUAACCAUUCCUCUUUAAUCAGCCUUUCUGUUUGUUCUCCACUUGUGGUCCAUUUUAGUAGGCAAUCAGCACCGAUUGCCUUCAAAUAAUUCCUAUCCUUAUUUCACUUGCUGCAUUUCGGUUUUGCUAGGCAACCUGUAUGCACCUCAGCAGCCUUUGUCCUCGGAUGGCAACUAGGGGGAAAGUGAUUACGGCUUAGCGGUGGAGUAGGGACCAGCAGAAAGCAGGAAGCAAAGCCGAUGGGGCUUUGUACAUUGUGCAUCAUCAACACCUCUAGAAAAACCCUCAACCUGUCAGCUGUCCCUGACUUUCCACAGGACCACCGGGAAGGGCCUCUGUUUUGGAAAAGUCUUGCUCACUAGUCCCUAAGGCAGCACAGGAACAAUGUCCCAGACAGGAUGCACUCAGUGUCUUACAGCCACCUCCCAGGUGGGUGACUAGCAUCACCUGCAGAAGCUAUGCCCCUCCUGUGACACCCACACACCUGUGCCUCACAUAGACCUGCUGUGAUCACCUGCUUUCUGCAUAACUGUUCAUUUCAGAAACACAGGCUUUGAGGCAGAGAUUUUAGAAAACCUUGUCAAGAAAACAACCCACCCAUGUCUUCAGCAGAAUCUGGUUCUUCUGCUUUAUGUUGCAUAUGUGAGCUUGGGGUUUUACCCGUGCCCCCCCCCCCCCCAGCUUUUGAGGUCGAAUGUUACAGUGAGGAGAAGCUACAUAUGCCCGCUUGCAGCACUAAUCCCCAGCACAGUUGAAGAUGCCACACUGAGACACACAGGAAAUUGAAGGAACCAGCUGUGCCAAACCAGAGCCAUAUACAGGAAUCCUGUCACUCCCAGAUGAAUCCUGCAUGGAAAUAUCCUUAGGUUCAGGCUAAGGAGAUUGGGUUAAGGAUGUUCAGGGACACACACAGAAAGUAUUCACAGCUCCAGAAAAGAAUCAAGAUUAUUUUUGUGACUUUCCCAAAUGAGGAACAUUUUCCAUUUAAGUUCCUUGGGUUUGUCUGUCAUCUAAUGAAGUGAGUUUAUAUUUAGAAAGUCAGUUCAAAAUGAUAAUUUGUGGUGGCAAAAAAUGUCACAAGCCAAAUGCUUGGUCACUGCUUGGUCAAGAUUAGGAAGUGGGAAUAAAUUUGGAAGCCUGAACCACUCUCCGGUUUAUUUGAUUUUCCUGCUCCAAUAUUGUUUGCUUAUAGCAUGGUGAUGUCUCUUUCAAAAAGUUGCAUUUGUCAAGCUCCCAAUUACAGAGCUGGAGAAGCUGCUGACGCACUGCAUGCCAGGUGACUGAAAUCUGAUGGAGUGAGUGGGUACUUUGGCUGCCAGUUCGUUGCCAAAUGAUCAGCGCUAAGAUGGCUUUGAUACUCUUCCAGGAAAUUCUGUCAGGGAAAGCAAAACCGUACCAGGAAUGACAAUGCUGGGAACGUAAAGCGAAAGGACACGCAGGCAACAGCAACAGCACACCAGACCUCAAGCUGAGCAAAUGUGUAAUAUAGAUAUAUAAAAAAAAUACCAUGACAUCUUCACUACUGCACUGCCAUUAGGGAGGCAACCUGCACAGGUGUUUCUGUUUGCCUGAGAAGAUCCCAUCUAAUUGCUCCAGAUGUGUCAUGUGUGUCCUAAACUUUUCACACAAACUAACAUAACAUCAUUGUUUUCACAUAAUUUUUUUAUCUGCCUUACAGGAAGAGGUAUUUGUUGUGUAGCCAACAGUGAAUCCUCAGCCUCCAAGAGAAAAAAAUACCCAUGUGCUUCUUGACCCAAACCAGUUCCCUCUUCUAAAUUUCUUACAGGAUCUGCAGCAGCAAAAGCCCCAGAGCACAGCAUGCCCAAGCCCUGUGUAGGCUGCCCAGCAAACAGGCCCACAAAUGGAAGUGUGGAGGAAAAGAGAUUCCUGCCUGCAUUUACCUUC